UACUAGUUACAGAGCUUCUCUUUGAAUCCAAGUUACUCUCAUAUCUACUUCACAUCUCUACAACUCAUGGGAUUUGCUUUCAUGGGUGGUUGCUAAAUCUUGGUUUCUUCUCAUUUAGCAUUUCUUUUAUAAUCUCUUCUUAACCAUUUUGCAGUUGAUGAUUAUCCUACCUAAAUGCUUUCCAUUGUUUGUUUUUAUCAAUUUUCUUUCAAAAAACCCACAACUCGAACAUAGCAGAUUUUUUUUCCUUUUUUUCUUUUUGGCUUUUGGUCUUGCGGUGCUGGGUUAAUGAGUUCUUCGGGUGUUGUGGAUUUGGUGAGUAAAACUGAAAUCUUGCGAAGAAAUGAGAUCAUAUACCUUGUUGCUGCUGCUCUUUCUUGUUAGCGGACUUCAUUUUGGAGCCAGUAAUUCCUUUGCACCGAUUGAAGUUGGGGCACUUAUUAGAUUCAAGGAAGCUGUAUAUGAAGAUCCGCUUCUGGUUAUGUCGAAUUGGAACACCGUAGAUGCAGAUCCCUGUGGUUGGACCGGCAUUUAUUGUUCUCCGGAUAGAGAUCAUGUUAUAAAGUUAAACAUUUCUGGGUCAUCCUUAAAAGGGUUCCUUGCACCAGAAUUGGGUGAACUCAUAUACUUACAAGAGCUAAUUUUGCGUGAGAACAAUCUCAUUGGGAUAAUACCUAAAGAGCUUGGCAUGCUGAAGAAUCUCAAGGCAUUGGAUUUGGGGCACAAUCAAUUAACAGGACUUAUCCCUCCGGAACUUGGGAAUUUAACCAAUGUGACGUCUAUAAACCUUCAAUCCAAUGGUUUGACUGGAAGACUGCCACCAGAGCUUGGCAAUUUGAAGAACCUCAGGGAACUCCAUCUUGAUCGUAAUAGACUUCAAGGAAGUUUACCUGUUGCAAGCAGUGCAGAUUUUCCUUCGAAUAUGCGUGGAAUGUAUGCUUCUGCAAAUGUAACUGGCUUGUGCAAGUCAUCUCAGUUAAGGAUGGCUGAUUUCUCAUACAACUUCUUUGUUGGGAGCAUACCCAAGUGCUUGGGGUACCUUCCAAGCACAAGCUUUCAAGGUAACUGUCUUGACAACAAAGAUCCUAGACAGCGGCCUGCAGCACAGUGUGGUGGUGCUCCUCCUACCAAAAGCCAUCAAGCUCCUACCUCUAAGCAUCAGCCUACUGAAAAUGUAUCCAAACAUCAGGAAACAUCAAAACCUACCUGGCUUUUGGCUCUUGAGAUAGUGACGGGAACCAUGGUGGGUUCUCUCUUUAUCGUAGCUCUACUCACUGCAUAUCAGAGAUGCAAUAACAAAUCCUCUCUCAUUAUUCCCUGGAAAAAGUCAGCAAGUGAAAAGGACCAAAUUGCAAUAUACAUAGAUUCUGAGAUGUUGAAAGAUGUAACGAGAUUCAGCAGACAAGAGCUUGAAGUGGCUUGUGAAGACUUCAGCAACAUUAUUGGGUCCUCUCCAGACAGUGUGGUCUACAAAGGUACAAUGAAAGGUGGGCCUGAGAUUGCUGUCAUAUCUCUCUGCAUCAAAGAAGAGCACUGGACAGGUUUUCUUGAGGUUUAUUUUCAGAGAGAGGUUGCAGAUUUGGCAAGAUUGAAUCAUGAGAAUACAGGGAAGUUACUAGGCUAUUGCAAAGAGAGCUCUCCUUUCACAAGGAUGCUUGUUUUUGAAUAUGCAUCAAAUGGUACACUUUAUGAACACCUCCAUUAUGGGGAAGUGUGCCAAUUAUCAUGGACACAACGCAUGAAGAUUGUUAUAGGAAUUGCUCAGGGACUCAAAUAUCUACACACUGAACUUGAUCCACCAUUUACUAUAUCUGAGUUGAAUUCUAAUGCUGUAUAUCUUACUGAAGACUUUUCACCGAAGCUAGUUGAUUUUGAAAGUUGGAAGACAAUUCUUGCAAGAGCAGAGAAGAACUCUGGCUCUAUUAGUAGCCAAGGAGCCAUUUGCAUACUACCAAAUGCACUGGAGGGUCGACAUCUUGAUGUGCAAGGAAAUAUAUAUGCUUUUGGUAUACUUCUGCUGGAAAUAAUUAGUGGAAGACCUCCAUACUGCAAGGAGAAAGGAUGCUUGGUAGAAUGGGCAAGGGAGUAUCUUGAAUUGCCAGAUGUAAUGUCUUAUGUAGUUGAUCCUGGGCUAAAACAUUUCAAACACGAAGAUCUCCAAGUUAUCUGCGAGGUUGUGAACAUCUGCAUUGAGUCAGAUCCUGCCAAGAGGCCUUCGAUGCAGGAAAUAUGCAACAUGUUGGAGAGUAAAAUCGAUUUGUCUGUAACUGCUGAGUUCAGAUCAUCUUCUUUGGCAUGGGCUGAGCUUGCACUUUCAUCAUAAUGGAGUUGAAGCUAACAACUUGUAAAUCAUAUACGUACAAUUCUAAUGCUCUGUGUUCCCUUUCCUUGUUUUUCUUCUAGUAAUUUUUUUUUUGGCUUCCAAUUUUCUGUCCUUGUAAAUGGUGCAUGCUGAAGGAAGCAUACUGCUCCAAGCAUGAUAUCUACAGUGUAUACCACCAAAUGAUGGGUACAAAGUCUGAACCUACAGAAUAGUUAAUAUAAGUUCUUUACAAAAUUUCCUCCAAAAAGGAAAUUUUCUUUUCUGAGUGUCUA
Messenger RNA from Carica papaya (papaya), 2595 nucleotides. RefSeq names its product putative LRR receptor-like serine/threonine-protein kinase At1g63430. NCBI's taxonomy places the organism in Eukaryota, Viridiplantae, Streptophyta, Magnoliopsida, Brassicales, Caricaceae. Gene Ontology annotation, biological process: protein phosphorylation; translation. Gene Ontology annotation, cellular component: ribosome. Gene Ontology annotation, molecular function: protein binding; ATP binding; protein kinase activity. The record is from RefSeq and is a predicted model, not a curated record.